AUGGAUCCUCAGCCUGAAAUCUUCAAUUUAGAAGAUUUUACUUCAUCAAGUCCAGAGACUGAUCCCAAUGUCGAGGGCAUUCCUGUACAACUCACAAAUUCAAAAAGCCAUUCUCUCCAGACAUCAAAAAUUGAAUAUAUUGAUGACUUACCAGAGUAUCCGACAAGUCAUAUUCAUGGAUAUUCAUAUGUUGUUGCAUCUAGAGGGCGAUCACAGAAUGAAAUGGAGCAGCUUGUUCAUGAGAUUCAAUACUCACGGCGUCAACAACAUGGACCAAGGAGACCAGUCAAAUGCCCAUUUUUCAACUGUUUAGUUAAAAGAUGGACUUGGAAAUGCUCUGGUAUCUACGCAUGUGAAUUUUUGAAUCCAUUUCUUCAAUCCUAUCAUCAUACAUUUGUUGAUGAGGAUUGUUGGGAUGUGAUUCGAAAUACUCAGAGGAAUAUCCAAAUCCUGGAGGCAAAUAUUGGAAAACGAAAUGCAUACAGCUAUUAUCGGUCAAAAAAUGAAUUUUUCAAUAAGGGUUAUGCAUGCAUUGACCAGCUUCCAACUUGCAAGCCAGUUUUUAAGCGGCAUACCCAAAUGAAUGUCCAUGGUGAAUUUCCACCAUAUAUUGGCUGUAGUAAUGGAUCCAAUGAGUUUUUAACAAAACAUCAUCGAGGAUCUAUUCAAGGCCAUACAUCAAUUGAUCUACAGUUCCUUGAGGACCUUUUUAAUCAUGAUAUUAUGCCACCAACUGAAGAAUGUGGUGUUUUUGAAUCAUUAGCAUCCCGACGAAAGUAUUGCGAUCGAGAUCACCUUCAGGGGCCAGGCAGACUACAGCAUACUUCCUGUGGUGUUAUUUUUACUGCUUUAGUGCCAGUUGAUAUCAAUGAAUGUCCAUAUAUCCUCUUUACAUCCCAUGGAAUUCACCAGCAUCCACCUCCACCACCAAGCAAGGCACCAGAACGAAUUUUACAAGGGGUUAAAAGGAUUAUCCAACAAAUACAAGACCCGAGUUUGACCACAGCACAAUUUCUUCGAAGUCCACAACUAGAGGCAUUUUGUCAGCAGUAUGGUGCUUCUACAUUAGCAGAGAUCCACUCUAGCUUCUGUAAUAAAGACCGAAUUGCAACAAUUAUCCAGAAACAACGACUUCUUUCAUACCCUAAUGGACAGGAUAUUAAUGGGUUGCUAUUCCUACAGAACCGGGAUUCGCUAAUCAAUGAAUACAUUCAAGAGAAAUAUCAUGAUUCUCAAGGUACAAUGAUCAUGGACCCCUUUCAAGAACUCCGAAACGAAUUUUCUUCUACGAUCCGCGCCCUCCAGAAUGAAAUCGAAUCCGUCAAAAAUGAACCCAAACCACUUCAACGACCAAAGCCAUGCCUCCCUGAUCCCGAGAAAUUCAAUGGCCAAUCUUUGAAGUUUGAUACCUGGCUUGCUUCGAUGAAGGCUAAGCUUAGGAUUGAUGCUCCAGCUAUUGGUGAUGCAGUGGCUCAGUUCUACUAUGUCUAUCUGAAUCUGGAAAGCAAGUCCAAGCUCUAG
Aspergillus chevalieri is the source of this 1521-nucleotide messenger RNA. RefSeq lists its product as uncharacterized. The record is from RefSeq and is a predicted model, not a curated record. The transcript is spliced from 9 exons. NCBI's taxonomy places the organism in Eukaryota, Fungi, Ascomycota, Eurotiomycetes, Eurotiales, Aspergillaceae. Bases 1 to 1521 code for a protein of 506 amino acids.